GUAAUUCACGCUCCUUAAUUUUUUAAUUGAAGCAGGAAACCAUUCAACUGUUUUUUGGUCUUAAAUUCUUCUUUCUUACCUUCAUAUACUUCCAAAUCAGUUCUCUUUCUUUGUUCCCAAAAUUUCACUCCUCCAUGACUUAGCUUUUGAUCAAGGCUCUCCUUAGGAAUUUUUUGAAUUGAGAGAACCUGGAGACCCAGCUGUGCUUAUUAUGGCAACGUCGAGGAGAGAUGGAAUUGUGGGGAGGGAGAAAAGGGGUCCUUCCCCUGUAAAUUCCAGCAUCGCCUCCACCCAAAGAAGCACCAAGAGUUCCACCUCUCCAUCACCAGGGAAACAAGCUAACUAUCUCAGGCCUACCGCUGUGAGCUCACGCACCGAACCUUCCAAAAAUGUCAAGAAACCUGGCUCUGUAUCUGAUCAAGACACCCCCCCAAAGGCUGCUCCUCUUCGAAGAAGAUCCCUGGACCGCCCUGAUCCAUCUGCUGCUGGAGCAACUAAAUCACUCAUUUCUUCUUCAGGUCCUAAGGAUAAUAAUAAACCAAAAACCAUGCGAUCUGUAUCCUUCUCCCCUAAAUCCAGACCUCCUUCGCCCAAGCCUACAGUGGAAAGAACUUCCAAAACGACUAAGGCAAUCACCGGGAAAUCCCAUACGUUAUCUUUGUCGAAUAGCAUGAAAAAACCUGUAACUCUGUCUUCUACUACUAAGAAGGAUUCUGUUUCGAAGAAGUCACUCAGCACGAGCAGCACCAUUCAUGAUACAAAACAAGAGAUUAACGUUGAAACCAAGAAUGAGAUUGAUGAAUCCCCUGUUCAUGAUGUUGAGAAGGUGGAAGCACCGGAUAUACCACAAUCCCACAUCGAAAAGGAGCUCGAUGUUGUGAAUACUGAGGUUAAAAAUGGGGAAGAAGUUGAUGAGGAUACCAUUUUUGAUAUCGCUACGGUUCCAGAAGAACAGAAUCUUUCACAGAUUGAUGAGGAAAUUUUAUAUGGAGAAAAAUCCGAUCCUGAAGAUCUUCUAGAACGUGAUGAGAAUGCCAAAAAUGAUGGUGAUUCUCAAGAGAAGAUCGAAACAGAGGCCGAGAGCAAAAUGGAAGAGAAUGCUGUUGAUGAAAAGGAGGGUACAAGUGAAGAAGAAGAGGAAGUAAAAGAUAACAGGGUCGAAAUCGAAACCAAAAAUGAAGUCGAAAACAAGGAGGCUAAUGAAGGGAGCCAGAAAUUGACAGAAGAAGUGGACAACAGCGGUGUUGUAGAAGCAAAGCCAGAGACGGUAAACGUUACGUUCAAACUACAGACGGUGGCGGCGCAAGGGAAGAAGGAAUCUCCAACGGCUUACAAUGAUGUGAUUGAGGAGACUGCGAGUAAGCUGCUGGAAAAGAGGAAGAACAAGGUGAAAGCACUGGUAGGGGCAUUUGAGACUGUCAUAGAUUACGAAACUGCUGCUUCCAAAUGAAUCCUGAGAUUUUCCCAUUUCAUUACAGUUCUGUUAAAGUUUAUUGAUUUAUGAAUCAUCUGCUAAUUUGUACGUAAUAAAGAACAAAUCAGUUU
Rubroshorea leprosula is the source of this 1545-nucleotide messenger RNA. NCBI's taxonomy places the organism in Eukaryota, Viridiplantae, Streptophyta, Magnoliopsida, Malvales, Dipterocarpaceae. The record is from the annotation of a GenBank genome assembly.